UUCUUCUGGGAAGUGGGCAGUUUAACUCCAUGAACAGUUUUUGACUCUUAAAAGAUAUUACUAUGUGUUCGGUUUUUUAAACAAAAGUACUCCAACUAACUCCAGCAGAUGAGGGACCCCAUCACUGAAACCCUUCCUUCCUGGACACAACCUUCUGUGUACACCUCCAUGUAGUGUAAUCACUAGAUCCACUUUUGUUCUCUGUCCUUGUUCAUGCCCAGGCUUCCUGAGACUUGGAAAUUACUGUCUCUCUGUAAGUCAUGAGAUAAGUCUAGGAUGGAAACCUAGAUAGUGUCUGGAUGGGACUGGACUCUAGAACAUGCCAUCGGGUGCUUAGAGGGUUAGAACUAUCAACUCCCAGUCCCUCUGGGGAGGGGAGAGGAUACUGAUACUGAGUGCAGUCACCAAUGGCCAAUGAUUCUGUUAGCUUGUCUACCUCCAACCCUCCAUUAAAACCCUGAAUACUGGGUUCAGAGAGUCUCAGGGGAAGCGAACAUUUCAAGAGAUUGCAAGAGGGAAAAGUCCUGAGAGGGCUUGGAGGUUCAGCACCCCAGAGUCCCCAUUUGCCCUACACAUCUACAUUUCUUUAUGCUUUAUUAUAACUGGGGACAGUAAGUAAAGGGCUUUCCUGAGUUCUCUGAGUAAUUCGAAUAAGUUAUUGAAUGUGGGAAGUGGGUCAUAUCACCUCUGAGUUUAUAGCUCACUGGUCAAUUGUGUAAACGACCACAGAAAUGGAGCCCUCACCCUGUGUGGUCUGGGUCGCCUCUAGGGGUUCAGUGUCAGAAGUGACUUGACUCCUGGAAUUUCAGUGGGUAUUGUGGAACUGGUUGCUGUUUGCAGAGACCCUGCAUAUUUCGAGUCUGGGAAAAAAACCCAAACUCACUCUUCUCUCCCAUUUGUGUCUGGUGUGAGGGUCAGGGGCUCUGGGACUAUCUUAUGUGGGGCAGAACACUCAGAACCCCUUUCUAGUUCUAUGCAUUAUCAGAAUUCCUGGCAGAAUCAGGUACUCGAUUAAGUGGAUUGUGACAGAACAGUGUCUUGUCCUGAUCCUGCCACUCACAUGCUGUGUGUUGUGUGGCAAGUCAUCUAUCAUUACCUCAUCUGAACAGGGAGACCAGGUUACGUGAGUUUUUUUGAAAGGAUUACUGGUCAUGAGUGUAAAAGUUUGCAAAUUCAUGGACAAUGAUGUCCAUUUUCCACCAAAAUGUUUUAGUCUCAAACACUUGUCUAUCUACAUUUCCUCACCACCCAUUCAAAAGGAAUUUAUGUGUCAAAUAAUGAUCAUUUCUCUGUUAUGUAAUUAAUCAAAACUUUGAGAGACAGCUGAACUUCAUCCCUCCAGAGGCGACUGCAGUAAGAGCAAGAAAUGCAGUACUUCCUAGUUUGCUCAAGGUGCAAAGACUGUUCUUUCCAGGACCCCUGAAACACUUGGAAUUUUCUGUAUAUUCAAAAUCAUGAGAUGAGUGAAGGAUGGGACCUGAGAUAGUGUCUGGAUGGGACUGGACUCCAGAACACAUCAUCAGACCAAACAGUGAUGACCAUCCUCUAUUGGACCAAGAUCCUCUCACCUUUACAGCCCUGUGGCCUGACUUCUGCCUGCAGUCUCCACACACAGAUCCCUGCAAGGAGCCUUCCUGCAAGGCCACAAAGAUGAGCCAGCUCCGCCUCUCCACAGCCCUACUCUUCCUCCUGGUUAUCCUGGUGGACAGCACCCCGGUGUAUGAACACCAUACCCAGGACCAAGGUCUGGAGACAAGCCAUAGAAGGAGACUUGAGAAGCGUUCACUAAUAGAUUUGGUUUCAAUUUUCAUCGAUGCUGUGGCUGCAGUUGCCGAGCUUUUUAAAGGAAUGGGAUUCGAUGAAAUAAAAGGAUUGGCUCAAACAAUGAGUAAAGGUCAGAUGAUGAUUUCUGGAAGGCAACUGGAGAACCAUACAGUAGACGUGUCCCCAACACAAAUGCUCAAAGAAGAGAAUAAAGCAGAUUCUAAGCCUGCCUUCUGCCUGGAGCCUAAAUUAACAGGUCACAGCAAGGCCUCGAGGCCCAGGUACUUCUACAAUGCUGAGACCGGUCACUGUGAGCCGUUUACAUAUGGCGGCCUCGGAGGGAACAAAAACAACUUUGUAACAGAAGAGGAGUGCAUGAAGACCUGCGGUCAAGAGGCAGGGUCCCUGUGAGAACAUGCAAAAAGUGGUCCCCAGGAAUCCUGAAGUCUGAGGAGGACCCCUGCAGGACUGGGCUUUGGCUGCUUCUGAAACUGUUCAGUCUCCUCGCAGUUCUCUCCUUUACCCUCAUCAGCCAGACCUGUCCAUUUCGUUUCCUCCAUGGGUCUACAUGUCUUCAUUCUGUCUCAUCCAGUUGGCUGUCAGCACCAUGAGAACAUGUCUUCCCUUUAUCCCUAGCACUUAGCACAGUUCCUGGCUAAGGAGACAGUUCAUAAUUAUUUGAGGAAGGAAGGAAGGGAUGCAGAAACACGUCCCGCAUGACCAGAGUAACUACAGAGCCAGCGGUUUUAUGACAGGAUUUUUGUUUUAACCCCCCCUCCUCACAGCAUCCUCACCUUCAACCCCCUCCCCACCAUCACUGCCCUCCUUGUACGUGGCCAACGUGGAAUUUCCAGCCUCCAAUUUUCAGCAUCAAUCAUGAAAGAAGAGUUUGGGAUAAAGAAUCUCCUUGACCCCACAAUGCUGCUGCAUUUUCUUUUCUGUGGCUUCACCCACUGUGGCUUAUAUUUCAAUAAAUGCAUAUUGAAA
Odocoileus virginianus texanus is the source of this 2751-nucleotide messenger RNA. The record is from RefSeq and is a predicted model, not a curated record. NCBI's taxonomy places the organism in Eukaryota, Metazoa, Chordata, Mammalia, Artiodactyla, Cervidae.